AUGCCUCUCGACUUCCAGCCAUUUUUGCACCGCUUCCUCAAGCAGUCCGACCACAAAGCCACCGCUCAACCGCCAGUCAAGAACAGCCUCAUCGCCCCAGGGGAAACUCACCUACCGAGAGCCGGAUAUGGCUCGACCUCAACUAUGGAGCCGGGUCGCAAAGACUCUUCAGGGAGCUUCACGUUCAACCUGAAAGAUGUCGAACACCUGUAUCCUCGUCCCCACCCCUCGCAUAACCACUUCCAGCCGCAACGACGAGGGAGCGUCUGGGACAGCUUGACCGAGCUUUCUGGAUCUAGAAAAACCAGUCGCUCAAAUUCCGUUAUCGCUAUUCCACCGCGCGAAGACUGGGAACACUGGGCAGAUACUAAUCUCCCCAAGGACCAGGCGCUUGAAAAGGACAGGAUGGCUGCCAUUACAAAGAAAUACGGCGACAUUAUCCAGGUCACAGGACUGGGCGACUACGCCGUAAUACUCCAGGCCCAUAAAGUCCAGUAUUGCCCUCCACUGGAUAACUACUACGGCCUGAAAGUCUUCCGCAGCCGCCCCGAGGAAAGCCGAGAUAACUACACGAAGCGGGUGACGUCUGAGUUCGCAAUCGUCUCGGAGCUCCGUCAUCAGAAUAUCAUCAGGACAUUCGAGCUCCUCCCCAUUGGCGGCGGCGGGAAUCUCUGCGCGUGCAUGGAAUACUGCGCCGGUGGGGACCUGCACUCGCUCAUUACUGCAGCUCGCAAACUGCCAGAAGACGAAGCAAACUGUUUGUUGAAGCAGCUCCUCCGCGGUGUCCGUUACCUUCACGAGCAAGGCGUCGCGCAUCAAGACCUCAAGCCCGAGAACCUCCUUCUCACCCCCCGAGGGUGUCUGAAGAUCUCUGACUUUGGCCAUUCACAACGCUUCCGUGGGCCUAGCGAUGAUAAGAGCUAUGUGCGGCGGGCUACAGAAAGACGCGACUCGAGGCCUUACCUCUCCCCUGAGCAAUAUCUCGACGGCGAGUUCGACCCUCGUUGGGCUGAUGUCUGGGCUGCGGCUAUCGUCUACGUUGCUAUGAGGACAGGGCGCAACAUGUGGAAAGAGGCGACGGAGGAGGAUGAAGAGUUCAAGCAGUUCAAGGGGACGGGGAAGAAUGCCUUGCUUGAUGAGAUCUACAAUGGCCCAAGCCGCAGAACUCUCCUACGCAUGCUGAGCGUCGACCCGACUAGCCGCCCUGGCGCAGCUGAAGUACUCUCCUCGGACUGGCUUCAGAGCGUCCAAACCUGUGUCCCUCCCACUGAGACUUAG
Molecule: messenger RNA, 1278 nt
Organism: Aspergillus puulaauensis
Lineage: Eukaryota; Fungi; Ascomycota; Eurotiomycetes; Eurotiales; Aspergillaceae
Product: serine/threonine-protein kinase HAL4/sat4
Exons: 2
Coding region: 1-1278 (425 amino acids)
Biological process (GO): intracellular signal transduction; intracellular monoatomic cation homeostasis; protein phosphorylation
Molecular function (GO): ATP binding; protein serine/threonine kinase activity
Source: RefSeq, a predicted model, not a curated record